Molecule: messenger RNA, 4333 nt
Organism: Chelonia mydas (Green sea turtle)
Lineage: Eukaryota; Metazoa; Chordata; Testudines; Cheloniidae
Gene: AEN
Product: apoptosis enhancing nuclease
Exons: 4
Coding region: 66-1322 (418 amino acids)
Cellular component (GO): nucleus
Molecular function (GO): 3'-5'-RNA exonuclease activity; nucleic acid binding
Source: RefSeq, a predicted model, not a curated record
GCCCCGUGGCCGCUGAGCCAAUAGGCGGCGGGGGGGCGGAGCGUGGCGGCAGGACUUGCCCGGGCAUGUGGGAGCCAUUGCAGCAGCUGCUUCCGGGAAAGCCACGUGUGGGCAGCCGGCUCGCUGGGAUGCCUUCUGGCCAGGGUCUAAUGCCAGGUGUUGUGAGCACAGUGAAGGUCUGUGAGGUGGGGCAGAAGGGUGCCGAUGGCCGGUUUCUCGGGUACUCCAACUCCAGAAGGGAUCUGUGCUGCCCUCGUACCAAAGCCCACCUGGCUCGCAGAGCAGAUGUGGAAGAUCGUGGCUUGCUGCAGAGCCAGAAUAAAAAGAAGAGUCGGAAGCACCAGCGGUUUAUGGCGCACAGGGCUCUGCUGGAGCAGAGGGGACUGUUGAGACCCACGCUGGGACACGGAACUGAGCCAAUGGCGUUCACGGUGUCCAAAGAGGGCCUGCUAAACAGGGAAGCCAGCAGAUGUGGCCAGCCAGCCAGCGGGGCUGUAUCUCUUGUGAAAAAUCAGUCUGGGGGGGAAGUCCAUGUAAAGCUCACAAAGCUGAAGCGGGCUCUGAUACAGUCUCUGCCAGCCCCUUCGGAGGGUGCAGGUGGGCAAUGCUCCCUUUCACUUUCUCAAGACUCGGAGAGCAGGUUACCUUUGCCUGGCAGCUCCAACUCAGGCAGAGCUUCCUUGUCCCGCUCGCUGCAGAGACCUGGGAAAUGUGUGGCCAUUGAUUGUGAGAUGGUGGGCACAGGCCCUGGCGGGAAGCUGAGUGAGCUGGCGCGAUGCACGGUGGUGAACUACAACGGAGAUGUAAUCUAUGACAAAUACAUCCGGCCAGAGCUUCCCAUCAUGGACUACAGGACUCGCUGGAGUGGGAUCACCAAGCAACACAUGCAGAACGCUACCCCAUUCAGUGCUGCACAGAGAGAGAUCUUGAAGAUCUUGAAAGACAAGAUUGUGGUGGGACAUGCCAUCCACAAUGACUUCCGAGCCCUGAAAUAUUUUCACCCCAGAAGCCGGACUCGAGACACCAGUCGAAUCCCUUUGCUGAACCGGAAGGCAGGACUCCCUGUGAAAGCCAGUGCCUCUCUCAAGAGCCUGGCAAGGCAGCUGCUUCACAAAAGGAUUCAGGUUGGCCAGAAGGGACACUCGUCGGUGGAGGAUGCUCGGACUUCCAUGGAGCUUUACAGACUGGUGGAGGUCCAGUGGGAGCAGGAGCUUGCCAGCUGCCACCCCUCCAGUCCCCCUCACACUCCUACGGACAGCUGCACAGACCACUACAUGGAGGACCAGUACUGGCCCAAGGACCUGAAUAUAGUCUGCAAAUGAAAUGCUCAGUCUCCAUCUUCUCCUUGAUGGUUUUUCCUCCCAACAGAGACAUUGUCACGCCUUCGGAUUUUAAACUGAGAAUAGCUGUCGGCUCCUACUUAAUCUUUGCUCCCCCAACAUUGCAGCUUGGUGGUGGUGUAUGAGAGCCUGAAAACGACACUGAUCAAUCCAACUGCGUGGCCCAAGCUGGACAAAAAGCAAAUGUAGGAUGAGAAAAUAAGACUUUAAAUACUUUCAGCUUCAUUAACUUGAAGUGUUAGAGAGGGAAAUUAACCCAACCCCCCCCUCCCCCCCACUUCUCACCUGCCAGUGCCCUAUAAUGCCCCUCCCAUGUUUGAACACUAGGGAGAACUAAGAUGAAAUGUGAAGCACAUCUCUGCCCUUCUUUGGCUGCUAUGGAGCCUGCACUGGUCCCCUGGUGGCCAUCAGUUACACUGCAAAGCAUGAUGUGGGGAGUCUUGGUUGUGUAGUAGAUGCAGAAAGAGGGAGGGGUAGGAGGCAGCAGGUGCAGACCCUCAAUGGCAUGGAGUGCUGUUGACUAAAGAGAAGUUCUGGGACCUUGCUUCCUAAUUCCCACCACAGAUUAGCUUGCCUGGAAGGUUGCAGGCAGCUGUUUAUCUUGUUAGAGCCCUGCCAAAAGGCCCUUUGACCGAUGGCAAAGGAAAUGUGAUUAUGCUUGUUUUCUCAAUGUCAGGGUCAAAAUGUAGCUGACAUUCCCAGAUCUGUGACCAGAUGACACGAGGUGUUUCUACGCUGCAAUAAAACCCAUAUGGCUGGCCCAUGUCAACCUACUCAGGCCCGGGGGCCUAGAAAAUGGCAGGGUAGAUGUAUGGGCUCAGGCUGGAGCCUAGGCUCUGGGACCCCAUGAGGCCCCUAGGCCCUAAUUCUCAGUUGUUCCAUUUUAGUCCCAAGUGCAAUACUGGAGGGAGACCAAGGUGGCUCUAAACCAUUUUUGUGCUUCCCCAGACUCCUGGGACAGCAGUGGCAUGGGCCGCCUGACUCUCCAGUAGAGCACAGGGCCGCUGUAACUUACACUGAGCUUUGUGUGGCUGUAAAGCAACAAAUAAUGGGGCCCUGAGAUCCAGGUCUGGAUCAAAUGCAAUGUCCUGCUUUUCAGGCAGCUUCGCAGUGGGUUUGACUUGACAGAAAGCAGACUUGGCCCCUCUUUGCACAGCUUGUGGCUCCUGGAUUAAAAUCUAUGACGUGCCUGGCUCCUUUCCAUACUCCCCACCCAUGCGCCUGUGCUGAUUCUAUCAGAUGUAAACCACCUGUGCGGAUAUAAAGAUUAUUUCUCUAGGCUGCCCUUUAUGUCCCACCACACUUUAACAAGAUGGAUGUGUGAUGGCAAUGUCAUCUUGCCCCGCCUGUGUGCUCAGACCAUCCUUCCGCUCUGUUUGGAACUCUGGGACUUUAAAUUCAGAGCAAUCCUGGGGCUCCACCAAUCUCUGUGUGUUGCCCUUGGGGUCUGUAUUUGGGAUCUCUCCUUAUGUCCUCCCAGAGAUGGGGAAAGCUGCACACUCCCCUUCCCGGGGGAAAUGUUCCACUCCUUGCAGUGUAUGUACAUCACGCAGAGCUGGGACCAUGUCGGGCAGGGCUGACCCUGCCUCCUAAUCAAUUUUGGUUCUGAGUUAAUAGGCAACUGCACUUUGAAAUGACGCAGCAGGAUAUCCACUCAGCAGGUUCUAACAAAGGUUAAUGCCAUGCUGCCGUAUAGAAACGUGACAUGCACUCUCCUCUGCCCCAACCUUCCUUCAUGUGCCUAUGUUUCUAAGUUUUAUAUGACCUUUGUAUGCGUACCGCUGAGCUUUGAGCCUGCAUCACUGACUCUUCGUGGGUUAAGUGAAAGGAUCAGAGGAGUGGGAAAUGCUUCAAAUCUGAUUUCUGUGAUAGCAAUCAGCUGUAUGGUUUAAAAGGCUAAAUGUUUCUCUGGCAGAGCUAGAACUAGAGUCUUCGUGGUGGGGACUCUGAAUUAACCACCAGGAAAUCCCAGACAGUGCAUUUACCUCCAUUCUAACCUGCCUCAGGUGAUUGUGUUAUGCGUAAGGCUGAGUAACUUUAACUAUCUCCAAGUGCACUGAUUGUGGAACUGCUCUGCCUGGAGCCCUAUCAUUGUUACAGAUGAAACCCACCUAUAGAAAUAAGCCAGAGUUGUGCAGUUAACUGGGUUUUAUUCAGCCAUUGCCAGUCAAAGCUCUGUCUAUAUGCAAUAUCCUAAGGCCAGUUCAUACCAUAGCCUGUGUGGGCCAGUGACAGCCAUGGUGUUGAGGCUGUUCAAUGCUAAGAGAAGUUGACUUUUGUUCUCCUCCCCCAAAAUGUUUAAUUGUUUUGUGGGAGGAGGAAGGGGUACCAGGAUGACCAUAGGUCUUACGUACUUCUAACCAUUCAGCUGUGGUAUAGUGCUCUGUGGCUGAUGGCUUCCUUUAUUCUUCUGUCACUGGUUUUGUCUCCUUCUGGGGCAGUUUGAAUAUAGAGGGUGGGAACCAGCCACCUUGCCUUGGAUCACACUCCUUUCUGCUUAGCGAUGCUGUGUUUGAAGAGAAGCAUGCCUGUACAUACUUUCUGUAGUAACAGGCCAAGGAGAAGGCAGAUGGUCCUGUCGUGGGGUCUUCCUGUCAGUUUCAUACUUGUCCCCACAGUCUACGCAGACCAGUAGGAAAAAAGAUUCUAGCCUCAGCUUUGAGGAUGCAUCCAAUGAAAGUGCUGCACUACAGUCUUCCUGAAUGUGCAGUCUCACAGGCUGAGAGAAGGUGUGAGGUUUCCCUCAUUCAGUUCACCCCUUGGUGGUUUAAUGUGGCCCGACUGAAACAAUAAAACUGGAGGAAAUUCAGAACCCAACUUCAUAGCCUCUUGAGUGAGGAGCUUCCUGUCCCAGGUACCAGGGUUGUGAUGAACAAACAAAACCCAGAGUCUCAACUCUGUAUCUCUCUAGAAAGAGUGUAAAGUGUGUAGUGUGAUGCUAGAGGUUUACAAUGAAAUAUUUAUAUAAUAUAUUUGUCAAUCUGUGAAACUCA